AUGGCUGGAAAGAAUGAUGGUGCGAUUGCUGCUACCUUGGAAGCGAUGGCUCAGACUAUGCAGAAUCAGCCUAACGCUGGUGCGCGUGAUGAAUCCCAUAGUUUGGAGCCUUUUCAGAGGGAGGAUCCUCCUACCUUCAAGGGCAAUGUAGUCGAAGCUGAUGACCGGUGGCUAGAGACUUGUCAGAGGUUGGAUGUUGUAGGUGAAGUUAUCACUUGGGCUGUAUUCAUUAGGGAUUUUAUGAGGAAGUACUACCCUGAGGAUGUCCGCGGGAAGAAGGAGAUUGAAUUCCUUGAACUGAAGCAUGGAAACUUGUCUGUUACGGAUUAUGCGGCGAAGUUCGUGGAAGUGGCAAAGUUCUAUCCUCACUAUAACGAGGCAACUGUUGAGUUUUCAAAGUGCAUCAAAUUUGAGAGCGGGUUGCACCCAGAGAUUAAGAAGGCAAUCAAAUACCAAAAGAUUCAUAACUUUCCGGAUUUGAUAGAUAGUUGCGGAAUUUAUGAAGAGGAUGAUAAUGCUCAUUAUAAGAUUAUAAGUGAGAAGAGAGGUAAACACCAACAAAACCGUGUGAAAAAGUUGGGUCUUGUAUUGUCUUCCAUGAAUGGAGAGAUGGUAUGA
This is a messenger RNA of Vicia villosa (hairy vetch), 618 nucleotides long. RefSeq lists its product as uncharacterized. The coding region runs from base 1 to 618 and encodes 205 amino acids. The record is from RefSeq and is a predicted model, not a curated record. Lineage: Eukaryota; Viridiplantae; Streptophyta; Magnoliopsida; Fabales; Fabaceae. The transcript is spliced from 3 exons.